CUCGGAGCUCGAUCACAUUUGACUGCUUUCUACACAUGUAUGUGUACUAUAUAGGGCUGACUGUGAUUUCAGAGUCAUUUGAGCGUGUUUUGAUGAUGUAUGACGGACGGUCCCAUCCAUUCGUCCAUGAACUGAGUUUAUCAAGAGUUCAGCGGAUUCAGGGAAUCAUUAUAGGCUCUGUUCUGUUUCCUGUUCGCGUUACUCUCGCCACCCUCUUCUUCCUGCUGGCGUGGCCCUUCGCACGACUGCGAUUCGCCGGCCUCUCGGAGUCUGAGCGGGCGGAGCCUGUGCAGGGGUGGCGUCGGUGGUUCUUCCAUCACAUCAUCCUCUUCCUCAGCCGUGCGAUCUUCUUCUCUGUGGGUUUCCUGUGGAUUAAGGUCAAAGGGCAUCAGGCGGGUCUAAAGGAAGCUCCUGUGUUGGCCGUGGCACCUCACAGCAGUUUCCUGGACAUGCUGAUUCUGUGCGUGACGGGUCUACCGACCGUAGUGUCCCGUUCAGAGAACGCCAAACUACCCGUUAUUGGAGCACUUAUGGAGUUCAAUCAGUCCGUGUUAGUGAGCAGAAAAGAUCCUGAAUCCAGAAAGAAAUGUGUGUCUCAGAUCCGAGAGAGACUCACAUCUAACGGCCACUGGCCUCAGAUGUUGAUGUUCCCAGAAGGAACUACGACUAAUGGACACGCUCUGAUCAAAUUCAAACCAGGUGCUUUUCUGGCUGGUGUUCCCGUUCAACCCGUGUUGCUUCACUAUCCUAAUAAACUAGACACCGUUCGCUGGACUUGGAAAGGAACGACUUGGUUUAAAGCACUGUGGCACACGACCUCUCAACUCUACACCAGCGUUACUGUAGAGUUCAUGCCAGUCUACACACCAUCACAGGAAGAGAAGCAGAACCCAGACUUGUAUGCCGAGAACGUACAGAAACUCAUGGCCGAAGCUCUGGGUGUUCCUGCUACAGAUUAUGUGAUGGAGGGUAGUUUUCCAGUUCGAAAGCUCGGAAACAUCUCACUUCCACUGGAAUCGCCAGCUCAAGAGACCAUCCGACUGCUCCACCAGCACGGUCUUGGUAACGCUCGCAUAGAAACGGUGAUGAACAGCAUGAUUGACAGCUGUCACUCGGGGCAAAGCACUAUGGUAACAUCAGAUCACCUGACCGCUCUUUUGGGACUCGCUGACAAAAAUGCGGCAGUAAAGAUCUGCUCGUUGUACUCUAAGGAUGAGACUGUGGAUUUGAAACAGAUUUGUUUGAGUGUGUGCGCUGUAUCUGGAUUUAGAAGUCUGGAGUCACUCUUACACACUGCAUUCACGUGGUACGACAGUGACCAUGAUGGAUUGCUGAGCGCAGAUGAUCUGUCUUGCCUGAUGGGGGCGCUGAUGGGCAUUCCUCAGAAUGAUAUUGCGGAGAUCUACUCUGCGCUGACCACCAGGGGGCGACCUACAGAAGCUUCACUCCAAGACUUAUUGAUGACGCAUCCAAUCUAUUGUAAAGUCCUUACUGAUUAUCUUCACUUCGACACGUGUGUGACCGCUGAUGGGAAUCACAACCGGAUUGGAAAUGGGAAAGCCAACGGAAUUUAUAACGGUUAUAAGAAGUUUGACUAAGGAUCAUCUACAGAUGUCAACUCUUUUUGAAGGAUUGCAUUGGUCAGUAGCUGUAUCGUAAUACUCACGAUGAGUGUUCGCGAAUGUGCAAUGUAUUAUUGGCGACUGAGUGUUGGUAUUUGUCCAGUUGCAUAUUUGAUCAUGAUUGUAUGCACAUUAGCGUGUGCUUUUGAAGACAUUGAGUGAGACUGUGUAUGUUGAGUGUGCAGGGUAAAGUUUACAUUUAGUUUUUAUUUUACGUUCAUUUUUCUUAAUAUGGCUGUGAUGGAUACUGUGAGAAUAUAUUGUUAAACAUGGGCCUUGCAACAAAUACCUGUAUUUUUAAUGAUGUUAGAAGGAUUUUUUUUUACAUAUAUUUUUAAAUGUUUGAUUGUGUUUUUGGUCAUUUUUAAGCUACAGUAUAUUUACUUGAAAAGCAAAGAACUUUGUAUCACUAAUGAAUAUGUCAACUUGACAUUUUAUACUUAAAUAUAUUAAAAUUUCUAAAUGAUAAUCUCUGUUAUAGUAUAUCAAAUGUUUAUUAAAUAUUUCAGUGUAAAUAUUAGAAUCAUUGCAUAUUUAAUAUUUUGUUAUAAUAAUGGCAACAUAUACAUUUAAUUUUGUAACUAAAUCUGAUGCCUGCUUUGGUCCUUUUCUUAUAAUAUUAUAUUGUAAUACACUAUAUCAUUAUAUAAUAUGUAUAAUACAUAUUUUAAAUACUGUAUAACAGAUGUUUACAUGUAUUUACAACAUUUGAAUAUUAGUAAUGUAUAGACCUUCUUGUUCUGGCAUUUUACAAUAUAUUACAUAUAUACAUAUAUAACUGAUUUAAGGAAUAUUUUGGGUUCAAUAUAAGUUAAGCUAAAUUGACAGCAUUUUUGGCAUAAUGUUGAUUACCAUGAAAUGUAUCUCAACUCAUCCCUCCUUUUCUUGAAAAGAAAAAAAAGGCAAAAUCUGGGUUACUAUGAGACUUACAGUGAAAGUGAAUGGAGCUAAUCCUAAAAAUUAACCUCCUGACUGAUGUGUGCAUUUUUAUAUUUCCCUUCUUGAUUUGCAACUAGUAGCACCUAAUAAACAAGCAAAAAUAAAAAAUAAAUAAUUUUAAAGUGAAUAGUUUUACUAAUAAUGGAUGUCCUCAUAUGUGGCCAGCGGGAUUAAGUUGUACAAUUUUAAGUAAUACCAAAUACUAUUUUAUCAAAUAGUUUAUGAUGUUUCAGGAGUGUUAAUUAUUCAUGUUAUGAUCACAUCAUAAAUGAUCAUAAUUAAUUAUAAUUCAAAGUAACGUCCAGCAUCAUCCAAUCACUGUCAAUCAUGUUCAAA
Molecule: messenger RNA, 2897 nt
Organism: Xyrauchen texanus (razorback sucker)
Lineage: Eukaryota; Metazoa; Chordata; Actinopteri; Cypriniformes; Catostomidae
Product: lysophospholipid acyltransferase LPCAT4-like
Exons: 14
Coding region: 36-1598 (520 amino acids)
Biological process (GO): phosphatidylcholine acyl-chain remodeling
Cellular component (GO): endoplasmic reticulum
Molecular function (GO): 1-acylglycerophosphocholine O-acyltransferase activity
Source: RefSeq, a predicted model, not a curated record